GGGCGGGAGGAGGGGAUGGCCGGCGGCUUCUUCCUGUCGGAGAAGACGGCGGUGCUGGGGCUGAGGCUGUACGCUCUCAUCGCCGUCUCCGCCGCAGCCCUCGUCGUCGCCGCCGCCGCCGCCGCAGUCCUCAUCCGCCUCCUCCGCUGCAGCGACCGGCGGUGGCGCCGCCGGCCGUCGCUGCGCGUGAACCACGUGUCCGGCCUGUCGACGUCGUCGUCGUCGUCGUCGGAGGUCGAGGCCACCGGUUUCGGCAAGGAGGAGAAUGCUAAUGAAGAGGUGGUGGUGGAGAUGGAGAUGGGGUGGGGAGGGAGGUGGUAUGCGUUUGCGGAGCUCGAGGUGGCGACAGGGGGAUUCGGCGGCGGCGGCGGCGGCGGCCGGGGAAAUGUGAUUGGAAAAGGCGGCUGCGGGACGGUCUACCGUGGCGUCCUGCCGGACUGCUCGGUGGUCGCCGUCAAGAAUCUACAUAACAACAAGGGCCAAGCAGAGGAGGAGUUCAAGGUGGAAGUCGAAGCCUUAGGAAAAGUAAGGCAUAAGAACCUGGUCGGCCUCAUUGGCUACUGCGCAGAAGGAUCUAAAAGGCUGCUCGUGUACGAGUACGCUGAGAAUGGCAAUCUCGAGCAGUGGUUGCAUGGAGAUGUUGGACGUUUCGGCCCCCUAACAUGGGAAAUCAGAAUGAAAAUUGCUGUAGGAACAGCAAAAGGAAUAGCAUAUCUGCACGAAGGAAUAGAGCCUAAAGUCGUGCACCGAGAUAUCAAGUCGAGUAACAUCCUCUUAGACAAGCAAUGGAACCCAAAAGUAUCGGAUUUCGGGUUCGCCAAGCUUUUGGGUUCUGGUUCGAGCUUUGUGACGACUCGUGUUAUGGGGACGUUUGGGUAUGUGGCACCUGAGUAUGUAAACACAGGUUUACUCAACGAGGGCAGCGACGCGUACAGCUUCGGCGUUCUGUUGAUGGAAUUGAUAUCAGGUCGUAAUCCGGUGGACUACAGCAGGCCGGUUGGAGAGAUAAACUUGGUAGAGUGGUUUAAAGGGAUGGUCGGAAAGAGGUGUUUAGAGGAAGUGUUGGACCCAUCAAUCAAAGCUCGACCUUCGUCGCGGGAAUUGAAGCGAGUGGUAAUGGUUUGUCUCCGAUGCGUCGAUCCGGAUGCUCAAAAGAGACCGAGGAUGGGGCAUGUUGUGCACAUGCUCGAAGGAGACGAGUUCCCCUUUCGCACGGAACAUCGAUCGCCGCGAGAGCAUAACUCGAACUCUCGCAGUCUCGCGACCAACAAAGUCACAGCUCUCGCUGAAAGUGUGGGACUUCCUGCAUCCAAAAUGUCGAUGUGCAGAUGACGAAAUCGCGCAGUACAUAUCAUAAGACAAUAAAUUCAUAAUCAUGUUAUCAAAGUUUCUUAGAUAUGUAAAUAAUUCUACUUGUAACUGCAAACACUUAAUUUUUGCAGAAAUAGAUAUGCUUUUAAGUAAUGUUAUUUAUGUUAUUAGA
Molecule: messenger RNA, 1483 nt
Organism: Ananas comosus (pineapple)
Lineage: Eukaryota; Viridiplantae; Streptophyta; Magnoliopsida; Poales; Bromeliaceae
Product: probable receptor-like serine/threonine-protein kinase At4g34500
Exons: 7
Coding region: 16-1332 (438 amino acids)
Biological process (GO): protein phosphorylation
Molecular function (GO): ATP binding; protein kinase activity
Source: RefSeq, a predicted model, not a curated record